Molecule: messenger RNA, 1541 nt
Organism: Nymphaea colorata (pocket water lily)
Lineage: Eukaryota; Viridiplantae; Streptophyta; Magnoliopsida; Nymphaeales; Nymphaeaceae
Product: phytosulfokine receptor 2-like
Exons: 2
Coding region: 5-1246 (413 amino acids)
Biological process (GO): protein phosphorylation
Molecular function (GO): protein kinase activity; ATP binding
Source: RefSeq, a predicted model, not a curated record
GCGUAUGUGCUACGAGGGAAGUAAACGCGUGGAUAUUUUGUCUCGAUUUCUCUCUCUCUCUCUCUCCCCCCUCUCUCUCUUCAUCUCUUCUGUAGUACCUAGUAGGAGGAACGGGAAGGAGGAGGAGAGUAGCGGGGUGAUGGUGACGCUAAGCCAGUUGAGCGCACCGCAGCAAGCAUUCGUGGCCGCAGCCGGCGGGUUUGCCGGCGUGGCCGCCGUCUUGGCCUUGCUUUUCCUCUUCUGCUCUGCCUGUAGGUAUGCGAAAAGGCCUGCAAGUUCUCCGGGUUUAGUGCGGCAUCCUGUCACGGAAUUCGGCAGCACCACCACCUACUUCGACGAGUCGCUCCACCAUAUCUCGAUGCCGGACCUGAUCACCGCCACCAACAACUUCCACAGCUCCGGCGUCGUCGGCGACGGCGGCUUCGGCCUCGUCUACAAAGGGCAUCUCCCCGACGGGCGGCUCGUCGCCGUCAAGAAGCUGGGCAUUGAUUGCUUCCAGGGUCUGCGUGAAUUUGAGGCCGAGAUGGAAACACUGGGCCGAGUCAGACAUGAGAACAUAGUCAAAAUCCUAGGCUAUUGCAUGACUGGGCCGGACCGAGUCCUCAUCUACGAGUACGCAGAGAACGGCAGCCUGGACCAAUGGCUGCAUACCGAACCGUCCGAUUCGUUCACCUCCUCCGCCCGACUCACUUGGCCCAUCAGGGUCAACAUCAUCAAGGGCGUCGCCGCCGGCCUCGAGUUCCUCCACGACAAGGUUCAGCCGAGGAUCAUCCACCGCGACAUCAAGGCCAGCAACGUGCUCCUCGACGAACAGUUCCAAGCCCACAUCGCCGACUUCGGGCUGGCCCGGCGGAUCAACCCGAGCUACUCCCACGUAUCGACUCAGGUCGCCGGGACGAUGGGCUACAUCCCGCCGGAGUACAAGGACGGGUGGCGCGCCACCGUGAAGGGCGACGUGUACAGCUUCGGCGUCCUGAUGAUCGAGGUGGCCACCGGGAGGAGGCCGAACCUUGCGGUGGAGGAGGUGGUGGUGGACGGGAAGGUGAAGUUGGUGUUUCUGGUCAACUGGGCCAAGCAGCUGGUGCAGGAGGGGAGGGAAAUGGAUGCCCUUGAGCAGGUGCUCAGGGAGGAUGCACCAGAAGCCAGUGUUAAAGAGUACUUUAGGAUUGCUUCCAUGUGUACAAAUGAUGACCACAAGGAGAGACCUCUAAUGGCGGAAGUUGUUUCUAUGCUACAGAGUCUCUAGAGAUUAUGUAUAGACAAUAUGCUAUACAAGAUGGUUCCCCUUCAUCAAGGGUGGGGGGCUUCUGUUGAACAAUAAGAUAGAUAUCAAUCCCAGUAUCCAGUUACAUCACAAGAAAGCUAUUCAAUAACUACACAGAAGCUUUAAAUCUCAUGCAAGGUUGAAGACGAUAGAAAUAUAAAAUUAAACCGAUGCUUUUGCUUCAUGGUUUAAGUUGGGUGUGCUCUUGUAGGGGGUGAGAAAUAUUGACGGUUUUUCUGUUACCAAAAAUAAAAAGAAAUCCAUCUCUCUCUCUCUC